Messenger RNA from Phlebotomus papatasi, 7505 nucleotides. RefSeq lists its product as uncharacterized. The transcript has 5 exons. NCBI's taxonomy places the organism in Eukaryota, Metazoa, Arthropoda, Insecta, Diptera, Psychodidae. The record is from RefSeq and is a predicted model, not a curated record. The coding region runs from base 463 to 1290 and encodes 275 amino acids.
CAGCGCAAGGACAACUCCGGGAGGGGUUGUUUUAUUUAUUUUUACUCUCACAGGACGAAAAAGUGGCACGAUGAAAAGUGUGUUAGCCCAGAGAGAGGCGUAGUGGGUUCUUAUCAGUGUGAUUUUAUUCCGUGCAAAAACAUCCGUUUAUUGCCCAAAAGUAGGCAAUCCUUGGUGAACUUGUGAUUUAAAAAAAAGCUACCUAAAAGAAGCUUUCAAGUGAUAAAGGGUGAAAGUGAAAAAUUUAGAGAAAAACCCCAUAGACGCAAAAAAAGGCGUCGCGAUAAUCGGAAGAUUAUUGAUUUUUGUUGAGUCGCAAUAUUUUUGUGAAGAUUUUUUGCUUCCCGCGUUGCACAAAAGCCGAACACGGGACUUUUCGCGGGUGUUUUGCCUCUGGCGUGGAGCGCCCCGUUUCCUUCCGGACGCGGUGACUCUCUUCCAGGUGCGUAAGUUGCUGCAGAAAUGCAUGCUAUGGGAAUACAUUCGGCUCUAGCUGUCAAGAGACAGCGCAAGAGACGCGAUGACAAGAAGAAGGCUAGGGAUCGGAGACUCAGCCUUCAGAGCACCGACAGCCUCGACACAAAUGCCUCCUCGACGCGGCGCCGGCAUCGAUAUGGUCUCCGGAAGCGCAACACGGAGAGCUCACUGCUGGACCAGCAGGUUGUCUCUAGUAUCGGAAUGUUACACAUAGGUGUAGUAUUCGUGGUAUUUGGGAUCUUCUUGCUGGGUGCCGGCAUUCUGCCCGAUGACAUGUCUUCAUUUACUUUAUUCUCAUGGGAAACGUGGUGGAAUGAAUUGGUCUGCACCGGAGCCUUUGCCAUUGGUCUCGGUAUUUUCCUAAUAAUCCUCAACUCCUUCAUCAGCAGACGCGAAGAGUCUGAACUCGAGGACUAUGUACAGCGUCAACUAACACGAUCACGCUCUGGCCAUCGCCUGGAGCGAGAUGUUGAAACAGGUGGCCUAGCCACUAGAUCAACUCACAAGAGUCGCCUGCAAAAGGACCUUCUCCACUCGCCAGCAACCGAAUCAUCCAACGAACCCCUGUCCUCAACAAACACACACGAUGAACAUGAACAUCCUCCAUGUAUAACGCAAGAAAAUGAGAGCAUGGAUAGCAUUACAUCUCACCAAACUAGACCACUUGGUGGAGAUAUUCUGCUUGAGCAAAUACUCGAAGAGGACAAUCGAUAUGAUGAAAGAAGUGGCGAAAUUGUUUCAUCCCUUUCCAGUGACAAGAAGUUCUUGCUUGGAAAUGGACACACCAAUUCUGUGACUAUCACCAACAUCUAAGAGACUCAUACUUUUUUAUUUUAUCACAUAGUCUCUUAUCUCCUACUUUUCUCCCCUUUCCCCUUGUCAGUCCUUUUUUUAGUAACAAUAUCAUCUAUCAUCGCAAGGAUAAUCUCAUAUUCACACACUCACAAUUAUCUCAAGAAAAUCCACAUUGAUAUUCUUAAGAGAGGUAGGUAAGUGAAAAAAAACCAGUAAAGAGAGAGACACGUGAAAGAUUUUUUGUCGAAUUAUUCAAACUCGAAGAUAUUCGCUAGAAAUUUGGAUAUUUAAAUGAUAAAAGAAAUUUUUUUCUAAUGAAAACAGAAUCAAAUGAUAUGAAAAAAUACCAAUUAAAAAUAAUUCUUAUAAUAUAGUAAAAAGAUAAUGAAAAAAAAUACUCCCUCCGUUCCGAAAUAAGUCGUACGUUUGAGAAAAAUUUUUGUUCCGAAAUAAGUCAUACGUUUGGGAAAAAUUGGGAUUAAGGGAAUGUUUGUUGGUAAAUGUUUUGAGUAUGAACAAUUAUCUCUUGUAAAGAACUAUUGUUAAUGUUCAGUACUAAAAUUGGGGUCCAGUUUUGAUGGUAUGUUGAGGAACGAAUGUCUUAAAAAUGUCUUUUUUUGGCGUUCUAUUUUCAAUCUAAAAUAGGUGCAGAAAGGUGAGAGAUACAGACUUGGGACCUUCGGGGGACCCCCAUAAGUUGACUCUGGGACCAUAUGUCCUUUAUUUUGCCCCCACCCCUCCCCUUCCACACCAAAAUCAUAUUUUUUGGGAUUGCUCGAAAAACACGUCGUGUGAUUUUUUUUUUCAAUUCUGGAUAUGUUUUAGAGAAACAUAUAAAUGGUCCCAGGGUCAACUUAUGGGGGUUCGCUAAAGGUCCCAAGUCCCUAUCCCUCACCUUUUGACAUCCAGAUAUUCAAACACAUAAAAAAAGGAUGUUCUUUUUAUUGCUCAUUCUGCAAAAUUUGAGCAAUAAAAAAUGUCAUAUCGGUAAUAACUGUUGAGUUCUACUUGUGCAUAUUGAAAAUUUAGAACAAAUUCUAGCCUGUAAUGUUAAUCACAGUCCAUUUUUUAGUAACUAACUAUCUACCGGAGCUCUUUGAAAAAAUCGCGAAAAACGGAUAACUUCAACAUAAUGAUUCCUCAACUUACCAUCGUGGUAGGAUCCCCAUAUUAUCCCUGAACAUGGAGGAUAGUUCAUUCAUAAGAUAUUUAUAUAAAUAACAAAAACAGUCUCUGAAACCAUUCCUUAAUCCCUAAUUUUUCGCCAAACGCACGACUUAUUUCGGAACGGAGGGAGUAUUGAUUAAGCUACUAAAAGUGGUUUUAAAAGAAAAUUAUAAACUAGAUAGGCUCAAUCAGUUUCAAAAUGCGCUAUUGUCCUUUCAAAACAAUUUAAAAAAAAAUAAAAAAUAAAACCUUCUCAAACGACAAAGGAGAUAAAAAUAAACGAUAACUUUAUGAAGGAAAAAAUUGUGACUUCUUAGCAUUUAAAAGAAUAGAUGAUGAAAAAAAAAUAUUUGAAGAAAAAGGACAACAAAGAAUAUUCUCGACUUAGGCAAAUUAAUGAUAAACAAUUUUAAAAUGCAUUUUUAACAUAAGGAAAAAAAUCUUCAAUCUCUUAUUGCACAAAAAACUAUUGAAUCUUCUUAUACAAAAGAAAAAAAGCUCUUUAAAACAUUUUAAAUACAAUUGUUGUACUUGAAAAACCAAAUGCUUUGCUUCACUUUAUUUAUAUUUCUUUUUAUAUACAAAAAUUUUAACAACGACCUUUUAUUUUAUGUUGUAUAAAUCCACUUUUAAAUGCUGCUUAUUUACCCGUGUUAUUGACAAAAAAAAAAGAUUGAAUUGCAAUGAAGAAGAAAAACUUACCCUCCAAUAACAUCAAUUGAGGCUCCAGUGACAUAAGAACUCUUAUCAGAUGCAAGGAACGCGAUAACUUCCGCGAUUUCUGCAGAGUAAAAAGAGCAAAAAAAGAGAGAGGCAUUAAAAAUAGAUUAGAAUUUUUAUCUCUCGCUGUGCUAUUUUUGAGAAGAAUAUGGAUGAAUUUGAAGUAUUUUUACGUAAAACUGUCGAAGCUUUAACAUUCACCUUUAAUACAGAGAGCAACAAUUGAAGUGAAAUUAAGAACCUUACUUAAUUUUCGAAAAACGGAACGAAACUAAGUUACAUAUUGGAGACAUUUAGACAUGAAUCAGAAAAAAUAUAACAUUAAAAAACAAUUAAUUUUAAAAGUAGUAGAAAUUACCUAUAAAAGAGGUUCAAGACAAAUUUUUCACUUGACAAAUGCUAAAAUUGAUAAAGAUAAAUCGAUUUUAGUUUGAUAAAUCUGUUUGAAAAUCGAGUAUUUUAAACAAAGUUGCUUCAGAGUGGGCUAAUUGAACUGCAACAUUUCAAAAUGCUGUCCUUCUUAUCUAAAAACGAGUUUCAAUGUUGUGUCCAAAAAACAGGGCACACUUACAAUUUGAAUACCUGUUUCAAAUUUUUGUGUUAGGUAACUGGACAAACCUGCAGCUUAAGCCGAGAGACGGCUUAACGUAAUUGUGUUCAAAAUAAUAAUUACAGUAGAGUUCCUCAAAUUUGAACAUUUGGGGGGUAUAGAUGACAUUUCUCACUCCUCAAAUUUGAACGAUAUUUUCAAAUUUCAGGAGUUCAAAUUUGAGGAACUCGACUGUAGAUUACAUUCCAUCACUUUUCCACUAAGCCGCGUGUCGGCUUAAGCCAUAAGUAUGUCUAGGGCAGGGGCGGUCUAGGGCAUAAGCGUAGUCCUUUCGCAAGGACUAUGGGCUGCAGAUGAACACGUCCCAAGCUCGCGCGUCUGAAAUUCAGGACUUGACGGGCUGUCUUCAGCUCAUCAAUACUCUGGUAAUUUUUUAGUACUUUGUUUUAGUGAAUUUACGUCCAAUAACCAUUGAAAGCCAUCGUAUACUUCGACAUGAACAUCGAAAAGUUUGAUUUUUUUUUAAGGAUAAGUUUAAUUGCCGCACGAUUUAUAUGAAGGUCCCUAAUCUUAUUGGAACGCCCACUGCCUCGCAUCAAUAUGCUUGAUAUAGACUUGGACAUAACAAUACAAUCAAAAAACGUUACUAAUAGUGAAGACUGACAUAUUGACAAAAUGACACUUGAGUCACUUUGAAAUUCGAACAAGAAUACAUUUCAUCCACCACGCGGCCGAAACGCGAAUUAAAAUAUUUCAGCUUUCGAAAUCGAUCUUGGAUUUUCUUUUCUCUUUGGGUUGUCCAUAAGUUUCAGUUGUUUCACUCUUUAAUAAUCACAGUUUAGUUUAGGUUUAUUCAACAGGUUAUUGUACGAAAAUACACCUCAAAUUCGAAAAAAAAAUUGAAACGGCUUCCAAACUGACUUAUUUUACAGUUCGUAGAGCUUCUAGCAAUUAUAUGUAUCUGGUGGUUAUAUUAUUUUUUUUAUUAUAUUGUUACUAGUGCUUAUGUUGCAUAUCUGAAAACUGCGCAUAAAAUGACAGAAGAUUGAAACUGAAAGAAAUGUUUUUGAAAAAUGUAACUGAAGCGACAUCAAGCAAAACUUAGUAAGGGCUCAUAAUUUUGUCCAGUCUGCUUAUAAACAUCGAUGUUCCAAGUUUGAAGUGCGAUAUUUUCAAUACUAAUUGACUUUUUUUGUUAGUCUCUUUUCAGUAAGGUUGUUUAGAAAUUUGGGAAACGUUUAUUGUCUUUGUUUUUACUAAAAUUAGUCCUAAUACGUUUAAAAAUGAAUUGAUAUGUAGAGGUGAAUUUGACUCGAAAUUUGGACAACUUUAUUGUUAAUUUGGACACCUUGGCUGUAUAUUUGGACAGCUAAUCCGCCUCAAUAGGAUACCCAUUGUUCUCCAUUUCAAGAACCAAUCUUACCAAGUCCUCUUCCUGUUUAUGUAAGGGAAUCGUAGAAUAUCACAAGAAGCCCGGAAAUUUUCCAUAUCAUUCAUUAAAGUGAGUUGACUUCGGUAAUUCAAGUAGGGGAAAGUGCCCAUGCUUUGCACGGUUCCAAGCUUUAAAAUAACUAAAUUUUUUCUAUGUUUUUGAAUAAAUACGGUUCCGCAAUAUAUUUUAAAAUCAGGACACUUUCCCCUAGUUUUUAAAAUAUAGAAAAAACAAGUCGCAUUUAUUGAAAAAUAUACGAAAAAUUUAGUCAUUGUAAAACUUGGGACUAUGUAAGUAAAGCAUGGACACUUUCCCCUACUCGCGGAUUCGCUCAUUUCCUGGCAAGGCUCUGGAGCCUUUUAAGGCUUUUCUCCCUUUUCUUAUCACAUCUCGUUCGUAGACAUGAUGCUUCUUUGUUUCUCCAGGCAUUUAUACAACGUAGUCAUCAUAAAAGCUAAUGCUUGGCGCACAAUAACUUUUGUUUCGUAAACAUAUUUUUGAUAUUUCAAUGACAGUGAGUGAGAUCUAGAUUUAGUCAUCUCGCUCACUCUUAUGGAAAAUUGUGAAAACAUCUUUAUAAAUAAAAGUUAUUGUGCGCUGGGCAGAAAAUUUCACGAAAUUUCCGGAGAAAAACACCUGUCCAAAAUAAGAAGUAUCACUUCACUGGUGAACUUCUUAGAAAAUUGCCCAUUUUUCACAUGAAAAUCUCACUUGAGGUCCUUAAGGUCAAAUGUACAAAUCACCAUUAACGUGAAUCAACACAAUAUUCAACGAAUAUUUAAUAAUAUCACUUAAAAAUAUCGAAGAAAAAUUAUUAGUACUUCAACACAGCUAAAUAAGACCGAAGUGAACACGAAGUUCUGUCAUAUUUCUCGUAAGCAUUUGCUCACACUAAAUUUUCAACAAAGCAAUUUUAACACAAAUUAUAUUCAAAAUUUAACGUAUUUAGUGUUAAAAUCUUCCAAAAAGAACAAAUAUUAAGAUAGAAUUCAUUAUUCAUCAAAUAUUGGAAUAAAAAUCCAUAAUUUUAAUCAAUUUAUUUAUAGUGUCCAAUUUUAUCCUCAAAGUGUCCAAAUUUAGAAACUGCCCAAAAUUAUGAGCUCUUACCCUACAUGUUCCAAACAACCCAAAAUUGAUUGAAAUUCAAAGGAAUAAUUUAAAUAAAAAAUCUUCAACAUUUCAGAAGAAUUUUACAAAGGUAUAAUUGAAAUUUUCAAACCAUUGUAAAUUUCACUUCAAUUGUAUCUCUCUGUACUGUUCUAAAGGUCAAAACUCGCUGUUGCUUUUCUACAUAACAAGAAUUUCACGUUUUCUGACACAUUUUUAUUCCGUCCAAUUCCAUUUUAUUUUUAAAACAUCGGGCUUUUUGGAAUGUCUCAAGCGUCUCAAAGAGAUUUUCUUUUUGACACACAUUUUCUCGACACGAACAGAAUCAAUCAAUUGCUGAAUAUAUAAACUUGAAAAACAAAAAAAAAACGUGAUAUUUACUUGGCACAGUUUCUCUUACAAAAUUUACUCUCUUUGGUUUUUCCGUUUGCCUUUGAUCACGGAAAUUAAAAGCUACUAAUAUUGAUUAGGUAAACUCUUCCUUUCUGUUGUAAUAUUGUGUGGGAAUGCUAUUUAAAAUUUAGGGAAGAAAAAUUUAUAUCGAAUGUUUUACGCUUUCUCUUUGAUAAAAAAAAACAUUUUUCAUCCUAUCAUAGAGCUAUAUUGCAUUUAUUGAAAAUCACUCAGAAUAUUUGAUUGGAAAUUUCACAAGAAAAAACCACAAAACAUCACUAGAACAAUUCGUGCGUGAUUCAAAAUGAUUUCCAUUGAAAAGCUCAGAAUCAAAAGAUUUUAAUCCAUAUUCGCUAAUUAUAGAUUUAAUCCAUAAAAAUGCCAUCUAUCCCUCAAAUAAGCCCACAGAAAAAAAAGGAAAUCAUCAACAAUAGAGGUCAAUCCAUAAAUAAAGAAAAAUAAAUGUGUAUCAUAUGAGUGCAAAAUACAAAAGCAUUCACAUUGCAUAAAACCCUAAAUUGAAAUGUUUUUCCGAGUAUAAUAUAUUUCGUUGAAAUGAAAUACAAUCAGAAUUACGAAGAGCAAAAAGGGUCACGUUUUAUUGGAUACAUUUUCUUCAAAACACGAAGGAAAUCUCGUGAUUUUUCCCAUGUGCUACAUAAAAUAACAUUAAAAGCAUCUCCAGAGUGUGUUUUUUUUAUAUAUACAUAUAUAUAUAUUAUAUUUGUCUCGGGACAACUGAGUGAUUAAGAUAAUUUUACCAAUGUCAGAAAAAAAAUAAGAAAUAAACAUUAGCAAAAUAUUGCAGAGAUUUUUCAUGUGUCCAGAAAAAAAAACACAAAAAUAAAGAACAAAGUCCCUCAA